Molecule: messenger RNA, 2187 nt
Organism: Hibiscus syriacus
Lineage: Eukaryota; Viridiplantae; Streptophyta; Magnoliopsida; Malvales; Malvaceae
Product: putative two-component response regulator ARR21
Exons: 9
Coding region: 1-2187 (728 amino acids)
Biological process (GO): cytokinin-activated signaling pathway; phosphorelay signal transduction system
Molecular function (GO): DNA binding
Source: RefSeq, a predicted model, not a curated record
AUGGGGUCUGAUGAUGAGAGACCGAGUGGAAGAGAGUUUUCAAAUCCUAGGGCUUUUGCAGUAUGCUCUCCCGUUUUGAAAAUCACAAUCUUGGUGGUUGAUGAUGAUUCCACUUCUCUGGCAAUCGUCUCCGCCAUGUUAAGAGGGUUUCGUUAUCAAGUUACAAGUGUUAAGAAUCCCUUGGCAGCGUUGUCUGUUCUUCGGGCAAAUCCAGACAAUAUUGACCUAGUGGUCACAGAUCUUCAUAUGCCAGAAAUGAAUGGGAUCGAGCUCCAAAAACAAAUCAAACGGGAAUUCAGAAAACUCCCCGUUAUCAUAAUGUCCUCCGAUGACAGUGAACGUGUGAUGCUGGAUAGCUUAGUGGGAGGAGCUGUGUUUUUCAUAGUAAAACCUGUGAGCCCCGAUGGUCUCAAGGAUGUAUGGCAGUAUGCCGUUGUUGGCAAGAAAGGUAAAUCCCUGGCUAUCGAGGAAAUCGAAGGAGACUCUUUGUCAUCGUCGGUCGGAAAACUAUGCAUCGGCAACAUGAGACGAUUGUCAUCUCCUGUGAAUAAUGAAAGGGAUGAUGGUCAAAGAGGUUCCAAAAGAAAGGAACCGGGGAAGGACAAGAAUGGAAAAGAUGAAGACAAUAACCCUAAACUCAAGCCAAAGAAGGCCAGGAAGGCUAAGGUGGUCUGGACAAACCCACUUCAUCACCAGUUCUUAGAUGCCUUGCGAGAUCUUGGCCUCGAAACAGAAGCUGUUCCCAAGAAGAUUCUUGAGCAUAUGAAUGUCCGAGGCUUAACCAGAGAAAAUGUGGCUAGUCAUUUACAGAAGUAUCGCCUCUUCUUAAAGCGAAUCGCAGAAAGGGGUUGUUUUCAAUCAAAGGCCAUGUUCGACAGGUUCCUCAAGUCUACUUUCGCAGCUGGCCAUCCACUGUUGAUGAAAACAGCUCAAGAAUACGCUCGACUGCAAGAACUGCAACGAUUGAGGGGCUUAACAUCCUAUCCUGGCUAUGGAGGGAAUUAUUCGCCUCAUAAUACUACUAGGUAUGGAACCUUCGGCUAUGGUAAUCAUGGUGCUUCAAGCAGCAACAGGGUUCAGCCAUAUGGCGGUGGACAAUCCCGUUUACUGUCCCACCAAGCUAACAAGCCACUGCUCUCUGGGAACCUGAUGAAUCCGACCUAUCUGGGUAAUCGACCGGGAUUAUCUGGUGGCCUGAUGAACUCUUCUAACUCGUUGCCAUCGUACCCGCAGCAGAUUCAACCAAGGUCUGGCUUUUACGAUGCUGGUUCCUCAUCCCAGUUCAGGUUUGGUUCACCUGGUCUUCGCUCUCCGAGUUCGACAUUCGGAACCAACGGGAUCUUCGGAAGCAUGAGCGGUUCCCAGUCCUGCUCUAGUCUGAAUCCCGAUUACGACGGCAAUAAUACUAGCUACGCUGGGAGUAGCUUGAAUGCUGAUGAACUUAACGGUGGCUAUGAUUCAAUGACUGGUGUUUUCAAUGAGAACAUGAAUGUUGCAUCCAUGGGGAAUCAAACUUUUGAUUAUCUGGCUCCAGGAGUGUUAUCUUCGCCGGUAUUACAUGAAACAAACCAAGUUCCACCAGGGUCUACUGCGUCGAAGCAACAAGCAAACACGAUGCUGCCGGGUCUCGACUAUCCAGGAGUGACCGAUUAUAAUUCUGACGAGCUGCUGAAUAAUGGUUUUGAUCUGCAACUUGACGAUGCUUACCUCAACGAACUCAGCGACCUCAUCCUUGGGUCCAAGAAGUAUCAAUCGUCUAAUCAGCAACAAGCUGGUUCUGGCAGCGGCGGUGGCGACGACAAUCCGGAGUUUUCUUUCGGCUCAUUGUACCCGGAAAUCUACCCCUCACUGGAUGAACUUCUGAACUCCGACAUUGACGAGUCCCUGGAAGAUAACGCUCCUUGGAAUGAACAAGGUGUUAGCCAGAUUCAAAGUGCUCUUGAAGAGUUGAUCAACACCGAUACUGCUGCUGCUGCUGGCGAUGCAAACCCUUCCAAUGAAUCUGGAAACACUAAUCAGCAACAAACCCAGGUAGAGGAACAACCGAUUGACCCUGACUUACUCAGCAGCUUAUUCCAAGUGAACGAUGAUGCCCUAACUGCUGAAGAUAACUCAUCAAAUGAUCAGGUUUCCCAAGAAGAUGAGUUCCUAGCUUCCUUGUUCAACUUCGGCAAUCUGUUCGAUUGA